AUGAAAUCGGUGGUACUGCGCGCCUUGGUCGCGAGCCUCGUCGCGCUCAACCUCGAGCCGUCGUGGUUCUUCGGCAUCGUUUCCAAGGACAAUUACGAGAAGAAAGCAGCGUCAAGCGCAGCUCUACUACUGGUCGAGGCCGCGGGCGGACUGAUCUGGAGCAACGCCAGCCAGGAAUUUCGGCCGAUCUUCGAUCUGGCGACGUUCCGCGAGGCUCGCGAGCGCCGCUGGAGGUGGCAUCGCCGACUGGAGUUUCACAAUUUUCACGGGGCCGAGCUCAAGCUCGUUUAUUUCGAAGAGGGCAAUCUGGUGAAGUACAUAGACAACGACACGAGGGUCACGGGCGUCUGCGGCGAGCUCUGGAACAACCUCGCCGACUAUCUAAACUUCACCCUCGUGCCCGUCAAGAUGGAGCAGCGCAACUUCGGCGGCCAGCGCGACAACGGCAGCUACGACGGCAUCCUCGGCCGGCUGCAGGCCAACGACUCGCAGAUCGUGCCGCGCUCGGGCAUGUUUCGCGGCCGCCUCGACCUGCUCGAGUACACGGUGCCCCUCUGGUCGAUCAGGUAUCGCCUCUACAUCAGGCCCGAGUGGCGCCACGACGAGGCCUGGAUGAUCCAUCUCUUCUCGCCCGGCCUCUGGUCGGCCUUCUUCCUGCUGCUGCUUGGGCUGGGCUGCGCCGAGUACCUGUCCGAGCUCUGCUCGCGACACGACGCCGGCGAGACCGAUCGUGAUCGCUUCGCCAGCCUGCAGGAUCACGUGUUCUACACGGUGGCGGUGGCCACGAGCCAGGGCGGCGUGCCCGCGGGGCUGCACGACAAGUCGCGCCUCGUCUACUUGAGCACGAGCCUCUUCGCCUGGGUCGUGCUCAUAGCGUUCAGCUCGCACGCCAUCCUGCUGCUGACGAGCCGGCGCUUCGUGCCGCCGUUCGCGGAUCUGCGCGGCCUGCUGCGUGGCAGCCAGUACGCCGUGCUCGCCUUCAACGGCUCGAUGGUGCACCAGGAGUUUCGCGGCCUCGUGCAGCGCUACGCCCGAUCGGCCCGCGACUUCUCGCGGGUGAGCUACGCCCCGGCGGCCCAGGACAUGUACGCCAAGGCUUGCGCCGCCGCGGCUUCCUCCUCCUCCAAGAGGAAGAAAAGAUACGCCGUCUUCGAGGCGGACGAUCGGCACAAGGCGCUGGGCCGCGACUUCUGCAGGCUCGUGCCCACCGGGGCGCACUACUUCGAGUCGUUCGUCGCCUCGGCGGUGAAGCGCGGCUUCAAGUACAAGCGCUGCUUCGACCUCGGCAUCGUGAGGAUGCUCGAGACGGGCCUGCUCGACGGCCUGAGGGAGCGAUGGCUCGACAACGUCUGGAGCGGCGGCGACGACGAGCAGCCGCCCUUUCAGUCGAUCGACAUGCAGCAGGUCUACGUGACUUUCGGGGUACUCGCCGCGGGAGCGAGUCUGUCGAUUCUGGUGCUGCUCGCGGAGAUUCUCUGUCACUUUCUGCUCGCCGGUCAUCUCAAACCACCGAGCGAGGAUCGUCGCGAGGAAGGCAACGGCAGCAGCAGCCGCUGGAACGUCCGGCCGAAUCUCAACGGCACCAAGAUUCACGCCGUUUAUUUCCAAGUUAGAGUUUACGACGAAAAACAAGAUCCGGAUUACUUCGAGUUUCAGCGGGGCAAACGAAGCGCCACGGGGAUCUGCGGCGACGUCUGGUCCGUGCUCGCCGACCUCCUCAACUUCACCCUGGUGGUGACGAGAUCGAGGACUCGCAGCCUCGGCACCGUCGUCCAGCCGGCCAAUCGAUCGUCGUCGUCGUCGUCGAGCAACAACGACAAAAAUUUCACGGAUCUGCUGGGCUUGGUGCAGCAGGGCCGCUACGAGGCCAUACCGAAGAUGGAGGCGUUCGCCGAGCGCCUCGCCGCCGUAGACUUCACCCGCUCCAUCUGGAAGGAUCGCUAUCGGCUGUUCGUCCGGCCCUACUACCGAUUCAAGAGCCUCUGGAUGCUCGAUCUGUUCUCGUGGCAGGUCUGGGCGGCGGCUGGCCUCUUCUACCUGCUGCUCGUCGCGGUCAACGUAGCUGCGUCGAGGUGGUCGUCCAGCGACGACGUAGCGCCGCGGGUCGUGCUGGCUUGCUCCAGCUCGGCCGACUAUCUGUUCUACGGCUUCGGCGCUCUCUGCAAUCAGGGCGAGCCCCUGUACUUGGCCCUCUGGGAGUCGUCCUCUCGCCUCCUGGCCCUGAGCACGGGCCUGUUCUCGUGGCUGCUGCUCGUCUCGUACGGCUCGCAGCUCGUCAUCUUCAUGCAGCGUACCUACUCGCCGGCGCCGUUCUCGAGCCUGGACCAGCUGCUCGACGAGACGGACUACGCGAUACUCGCCGAGCGACACUCGAUCGUCGAGAUCGGCUUCAGGAAGAAUUACAGGCCGGUCUACGCGCGCAUCCAGCUGGCCGAGCGCAUCGCUUUCCUCGACACGCAUCAGGACAUGUGGAGUCUGGCCUGCAGCCAAAGCGAGUACGCGAGGAUGGCCGAGCUGGCGCCGUGCGAGCUCGUCCCGGUGCCCGGCGAGUCCUACUUCAAGACCUGGAUCGUCGCUGGCUUGGCCAAGGGCUGCAGACACAAGCGAGCCAUCGAUUCCGGGUGA
Messenger RNA from Trichogramma pretiosum, 2625 nucleotides. RefSeq lists its product as uncharacterized. The transcript is spliced from 7 exons. The record is from RefSeq and is a predicted model, not a curated record. Bases 1 to 2625 code for a protein of 874 amino acids. Lineage: Eukaryota; Metazoa; Arthropoda; Insecta; Hymenoptera; Trichogrammatidae.